AUGGAUUCAUUACGACAACCCGAAGCGCAAGAAAUCAUAUGUGAAGCGCGGAAAACGAGCCAAAUCAACGCCAAAGCAAGAUAUUCAUUGUGCCAAGAAAAAUCAUCAACACAACUUAUCAAUGAUUCGGUUGAAUUACCUAAACCUGGUGUUUGCGGAUCUUCUCAACCUAGUCAACGUAUUGUUGGUGGCGAAGAGACCGCCAUAAAUGAAUUCCCGUGGAUGGCACAAAUUGAAUACACAAAACUUUAUAUCCUCACAGGCAAAAAAACCUUUUAUAAGUGCAUUGGUAUCAUUAUCAACGAAAAUUACAUUUUAACAGCAUCAUAUUGUUUGAAUAACAAAAUAUUGGACAGAGAUCAAUUGAAACUGACAGGCGUCCGACUUGGUGAAUGGAAUACAACAUCUAACCCAGAUUGCGACGAUGGCCAAUGCGCUGAUCCAGUUCAAGAUAUUCGUGUGGUAGAACGCAUUCCACAUGUAGAUUAUAAUCCAGAUUCGGAAUCUCAAGGAAAUGAUAUUGCUCUGCUACGUUUGGAACGACCGAUCACCUAUACAGAGUGGAUUAAACCCAUCUGCCUGCCAGCAUCGAGUGAGGUUUUAAACCAAAAUUAUGCUAGAUCCAAAUUGAUUCUCUCAGGAUGGGGAAAAACAGAGCGUGUAGGUCACUUUAGUAAUAUCAAGUUGAAGGUUAACUUGGAUAGUGUUCCUAUCGAUCGAUGUAGUAAUAUGUAUAGUGCAUAUAAUGUUACUCUCACAAAUAAACAACUAUGUGCUGGCGGUGAGAAAGGGGAGGAUGCAUGUGAAGGUGAUUCGGGUGGUCCAUUGAUGAAAUUGCAUAAAACUGAUGAAACACACUUCCACUACUAUGUGGUGGGUGUUACUUCAUUUGGUCGUAAUCCAUGUGGUAGAGCUGGAUGGCCUGGAGUAUAUACAAGAGUGGACCGUUACAUUGAUUGGAUAAAAGCUAACAUCAAACCAUAGGAAUAUACUUGAUCUAGAUGAAUUACAACCGAUCUACCUUGGAACCUGCACACCGACCAAAUGCCAAAAUCUAACACAAUAAUUCAAACUGAAACAUUCUUGUUAAGAUUAUGAACAUCCAUUUUCU
Messenger RNA from Contarinia nasturtii (swede midge), 1111 nucleotides. RefSeq names its product serine protease easter-like. Gene Ontology annotation, biological process: proteolysis. The coding region runs from base 1 to 984 and encodes 327 amino acids. The transcript is spliced from 9 exons. Gene Ontology annotation, molecular function: serine-type endopeptidase activity. NCBI's taxonomy places the organism in Eukaryota, Metazoa, Arthropoda, Insecta, Diptera, Cecidomyiidae. The record is from RefSeq and is a predicted model, not a curated record.